Bactrocera latifrons is the source of this 1098-nucleotide messenger RNA. RefSeq lists its product as uncharacterized. Gene Ontology annotation, biological process: regulation of transcription by RNA polymerase II. Lineage: Eukaryota; Metazoa; Arthropoda; Insecta; Diptera; Tephritidae. The coding region runs from base 73 to 876 and encodes 267 amino acids. The transcript is spliced from 4 exons. Gene Ontology annotation, cellular component: transcription regulator complex; nucleus. The record is from RefSeq and is a predicted model, not a curated record.
AUAUACAUAUAAAUUGUUUUAUAAAAUAUUGAUUUUGAGUAACACUUGGGCGUUUGUAACAAAAAAAAAUUAAUGGCUGGAAGACGGAAACGUGGACGCCCACGUCGCGGCGAAGGACCUGCGCUUGAUGAUAUCGAUGUACUGCUUGCACGUGAAUUUCAACAAAGACCGGCAUUUUAUGAUCGCAAUCACCCUCAAUAUAGGAAUAGAGAUUACUUGGAAGGAAUGUGGAUAGAUAUGGCCGAAAGUGUGGGACAAAAUGUUGCUAUAGUAAAAAAUCGUAUGGUUCAAUUACGAAAUCGUUAUAACUUGGAAAAACGUCGAGUGGAGAUGUUACAGGACCAAUAUAAUGAUCCAAGUAUUACAUCGCAAUGGCCAAUGUAUAAUUAUUUAACAUAUUUAGGUGAUCACAUAAAAGCUCGUCGAUCGUUUACUAAAGAAGUAAUUGUAAGACCAAAAUCGGCACCAUUUUCGAAUUCAAGACCUGUGCGUUUUGCUUAUUGCAGUGAUACUGAUGGAUGCGAUGAAGCGAAUCCUUAUCCACCAACCCCUCCGGUUGCUGCUCCGCCAGAGAGGCAAUUAAGAACAGAUUUAUCCAAUAAUGCAAAUGAGCCAAAUAAUAAUUCAAACUAUCAUGAAAUGAGACCGCCAAGUCUCGACAAACAAAUAGAUAACAUCCCUAAUGUUAAUCCAAACUUGUGCAAGUUUACAGCUUUUGGGCAGUUUUUAACUUCAUCAUUGAUUGAAAUGAAUCAGAAGGACGCUUUGUUGUUGGUAGAGAAGUUCACCACUGAUUUAGUAAAAUCAUUACUACUUGAAACACAUAAUAAAUCACCGGAUGUACAAAUGGAAGUUGUUGUAAAUGGACAUAAUUGAUAAAGAGUAUAUUCUGUUUUUAUUUAUGUAUAUAUGUAAGUUUUGUUUUACUAUUAUAAUUAUGUAUUUCUACGCAUUUCAACUAAUUUUAAUACUUGUCUACUUUCUUCUGGAUUUAGAGUAAAUGAAUAGUAUUAAGGGUACAUCAUAAUAAUAGUUUUUUGCAUGUACAGAAUUGCACCAUAUUUUAGAAAUGAAUAAAAUGGUUAGUUUAUUUUUUAA